Molecule: messenger RNA, 4942 nt
Organism: Ruditapes philippinarum (Manila clam)
Lineage: Eukaryota; Metazoa; Mollusca; Bivalvia; Venerida; Veneridae
Exons: 9
Coding region: 192-2840 (882 amino acids)
Biological process (GO): regulation of apoptotic process
Source: RefSeq, a predicted model, not a curated record
UUAAUUAAACGGUUAUUUGACUGUACAAUAAGAUAUACUUUAUCAUUCAAUAUUCCACAAACGUUUAUUAUCAGGGGAAAAACAAUGGUCUAUUUUUAAAUGUUACUUCAUUAAACGAUACAAAGAUUGCUGAGCGUAUUUUGUGAUAGUUAUCUAUUAAUAAGCGGUAAAUAAUAAAUAGUUGUAAGUAGAUGGAUAACAACGGCAUAAAAAGCCAAAAUUUAAAGAUGGCUUCAGUUUUAAACACAAAUAAAGUGGAAGUGAAUGAUGAAGAAAAAUUGAAUCUUAAAAAUUUUUUAAACGAAAGACAGCAUCCUGAUCCUACAAGAGAUAGAAUCGUACAGGAUUCUAAAGAAAAAUACAGUCAGAGUAGACAGAAUUCUGCUGAUGCAAGUAAUCUCAGUAGGAGUCAGAAAGAACGCAAGCUUGAUGAUUUCCUUAAAAAUAAGCGGAGAAGAAGAAGAGGAAAGAAGAGAUUAACUAUUUCUGAUGUAAGGGCAGAGGCAGCAAAAAUUUUAGAAGAAUUUUUACAGGAGCAACUUGCUCAACAGGCAAUACAAACAAGUUCACCAGAAUAUCAGAGAAUAGUUGAGCUGAGUGUUUUUGAGACAACAACUCCAAGUGGGGAAAGUUCUAGUUGUCUAGCAUCAAGUAGCAACAUUUUACGGGAAGAUUCAAUACCGUAUGCUGAUGAAAGCGAUAAUGAAUUAAGAAAAGCAGAAAGUCUGCCUCAUGAAAACUUUGUUGAAUUACAGGGUUUUGGUGGUAAAGAAAUUCCAGCAGGAUUACAAAUUCAUCAUGAGAAAUCUAAAUCUGCCCCCUUUAGUCAGCCCGACAAUGAAUGGCGUCAGAGUCCUAGUAAGAGGUUACCGGGCUCUGUUCAACCAACUCCGCCUGCUCCGCCCGGUACACCUCAUACACCAUCUGAAAAUAGUUCAAAUGGAAGUGGGUCAUUGUCACAUCCAGUGCCUUACACUGGGAAACCAAAUGAUUCCAGUAUACCUUGCUCAAGUGAUUCUUUAGAUACAAAUAAUAGUCUUGAAAAACCACAUUCCAGACCAAAAAGGUCCAUCCCUGAAGUAGCACCACACACAUUGAAUCUUUCUGGUCUGUCUGAACCUCAGAGUCGAUCUACAACAGUAAAUGAUGAUGAUGAUGAUGAUGAUAAAACAAGCAGUACAUCUCCAACAAAAUAUCCAUACACAAAAUCACCACGUAGAGUAAAGAAAUCAGGAUCAGUAUCCUCUAGUGAUACAGACAGCACUGAUCAACAGAUGUAUGGAAGAAAGAAGAAAUCUAUGUUUAAAAAGGCUCAACACAGAAUGCAAAAUUUCUUUAGAAAUAAAAAACAGAAAGCACAUGAUGGUGAUGAUGAGAUGGAAUAUCAUAAUGAUGAAAGUCCGAGAGGGAGUUUAAAUGAAAAAAGGACAAGACCUAAGAAAUCCUCUAAAAAGCAUGAUAAAGGAAAUUACGAUACCACCGAUAUGGUGGAUAUGGCAGAUAACUACGUACCUCAAGGUAAUGAGACUGUCCUAGAAGAGAGACAUAUCCAUAGAAAUAAACAUAUACAUCAAACACAUAGUGGCAGUGACAGAAAAACUGUUCUACGAAGCGAAGUGUCCGAGGAGACUAUAGAUGUUGUUGACAAGAAAGAGAAAAAACAUACAGAGAAAAAAUGGAAGAUGAAAGAAAGCUCAGGACAAGAUACGGGACUAUUCGGAAAGCUUAAACGCCUUACUCUCCGUGAUAAAAGAAAACGCAGCAUAAAAGAAUCAAAAUCUGAUAAUUUUGGACAAGACGCGGCAGACAGUGGAUAUUACUCACGGACGCUAUCAGUACCCGGAGGCGCUCACCCACUUAGACCUAACCAGUUGGGAUUGGAUGAAACAGACGAUGCGGGCUUGACGAUGUAUCCAAACGGUCGAGGAUUUGCCUUUUCUAACUUUGAGAGAGAAGAGAGGCGACCUGGUGUGACGUAUACAAGAGCAAGUCAGGAUCAGGCUUCAGAUCUGGUUGUAUGUAGAGAGGAAGAUGAUGAAAAAGACAUAAAACGUCAUUCCAGCCAUCUUGAUAUAGUGGAUUACAGCGGUAACAUGAUUGAGAGGCUAUACUUUGAUGCAGACGGCAAUGAAUUGCCGAAGAACAAGUCAUUUAGUUACCUACAGGAGGAGGAUGUACGAGAGCGUGUCAUAGAUGAUCAUGGUCGUAGGAGAGUUGUACGAGACGUUAAACAUCAUGAGCACAUGGAAAUGGCAGAAUCUGAUGGAGAAGAUAAAAAAGACUUGGAAGACAUGACUGAAGCAGAAAAGGAUGAAUUAUAUGGUAAAAUAGCAAGUAGACUGGCAACUAUUGGAGACAAUUUAAUGUCUGAAAGAGAGGACCAGUCCAGAAGUGCGUCUGCUAGUCCAAGAUCUAAACUGACUGAUGAUCAGAAAUCUAGUCCUGAACAAGAAGAGUUUACAAAAACCACAUUAACACCAUUAGAGAUAGAGUUGAGAGAUGAGUUAAGAAAAGUUGCUGAUGAUAUGGAUGCAAUGUUGGAAGCAAAUGCCAAAAAAGCAGCUCUUCAUAUUUCUGGUUUAGUCACGUAUAACCAUUUCAAGAAUAUAGUGCAGGAGUCAGUAGGCAAGGAACAGGGCUGGGCUCAGGUAGCCGCAGUGUUUCAGAUAACUAAACGAGCGAUGCGACUGGCUGGUCAGAGCGGGGCUAUGGCAUUACAGAUAAAGGAAAUGAGUUUGAAAUAUAUAGAGGAUACAUUUGCCAACUGGAUUGUGGGGCAAGGUGGUUGGGAGAGUAUGCUGUCAGAUGCUGAUUCAGAUACAGAAUCUGAGCUUGACUGAAAGCCUGGUACCAACCCAAAUUGACUGAAAACCUGAUACCAACCAAACUUGACUGAAAAGUUGGUACCAACUGAGCUUGACUGAAAAGCUUGUACCAACCCAAAUUGACUGAAAACCUGGUACCAACCAAACUCAACUGAAAACCUUGUACCAACCAAACUCAACUGAAAACUUUGUACCAACCAAACUCAACUGAAAACGUUGUACCAACCAAACUCAACUGAAAACCUUGUACUAACCAAACUUGAUUGAAAACCUUGUACCAACCAGGUUUGAUUUCUAACCUGAUACCAGUCAGUUUUGCCAAAAGAAAGAAACAACUGUUGAAAAUGGUAGUUCUCUUAAGUUGAUUUCAACUGACUUCUUCCAAUUGUUGAUUCAGUCUGGCUUCCUUCAGCGGUUUAUUCCAUCAACUCUUCAGCUGUUUAUUCCAUCUACUCUUCAGCGGUUUAUUCCAUCUACUCUUCAGCGGUUUAUUCCAUCUACUCUUCAGCGGUUUAUUCCAUCUACUCUUCAGCGGUUUAUUCCAUCUACUCUUCAGCGGUUUAUCUACUCUUCAGCGGUUUAUUCCAUCUACUCUUCAGUGGUUGAGUCCAUCUGAUCCUAGAGUCAUUUGCAUUAAAUGCAAGUUAACAUUGUGCCUCAUAUUUGUUGUGAUGUACAUUUAUUGUUGUCAGAUCUCAGAGUAAUUAAAAAAAAUUUAGAUGACAUUUUGUGUCUCACUAGAGAUACUGUUUGUUCAUUGUAAGAACUGACAUCUAAAGAUUUAAGGGAUGUAAUGAUAUGUAGAAUUAUAUAAUAUUUGCUAGUAAUAUAUUCAAAUUAUUAGCUUGUCUGUUUAGAAGAAAAGAGGAGCUAUUGUGAUUGCUGCAUCUUCAUUGUUGUCAUGCAAAAACUUUUAUGUAGCCCAUUUCUCAAACAAAUUUGAAAGUAUGAAACUAUGAUUACUUGCUGACUGUGACAAGAGGCGGCUGUAAGACAAGGGGUUUAAUUUUAAAAGCUGUAUUUUUGGCCCCUUUUUAACUUUUUUGGAACGUUUGUCUAAAGUGGUAAGACGAGUGUUAACACAGCAUGCAGUGCUCUUGUUUCUAUUGAUUCUAGUUUUCAUUAUAUAUAUACAUGUAUAUAUUUAAGACUUGGGUAUUUUUGUGUGUACCCAGUGAUGAAUAAUGAAAAUUCCAAAUUCCAAAAUAUGUUAAUUAUUGUAUUAUUUGAAUAAGACACUGUAAACUUUAAGCCAGCUGUCAGCAGGAAAUGUUACAAAGGUUACCCAUGUAAUUAGUGCAAACAAAGAUCAGACAGUGUAUUUCUAGUUUUUUUCUACAGCCUGAUCAUGGUCUGCCAUAUUUGCUACUCAGUCUGUUCUUAUUUUGAAAUUUUCCCUGAAAAUGGUGAAUGGUUUUGUCAAGAUUGAAAUAUGGACUAGUCCAUUUAAGAUAUUAAGUUUUAUAAGGGUUUAAUGAAAGUCAUUCCAGAAAUAGUGUACUAAAUGUAACAAUGUAGUGCCAUUUAUAUUACAAAUUGAUCUUGAAAAUGCAUCUUUUUCCAUGUUUAAACACUGAACAAUUUCUUUAUAUUAUGACCCAAAUACAGAAAUAAUUACUUUGCAUAAUUAUAUCAUUUUUUUAUAAUUUUAAUUGUAAAUGCUGUAUUAAAAUAUAUUUUAAAAGUAGAUUAAUUUACAAUGUAUGUCCUUAUAUCAACCUGAUUUUAAUACUUACAUUUAUGGUUACAUUAAGUAUAUACUAAGUAUAAAAUAAGUCAUAUUUAUAACUCAAAUAUUAUUUUAGGCAGCACAGUCCUUUUAGCUUAAAUUGUUUUUUCCCAGUAUGAUAUUGUACUUUAAUAGUUAUACAUAUGGUAAAACCCAUUAAUAUUUCUUCCACAUUGUUGCUUCUUCCCAAUUUAUGCAUAAUGAUGUUCAGUAAGAGCAAAAAUAGAAGUAAAUCCAUUUCAACAUUUUUAUGUUCAUUUUAGCUGAACAAUCCAAGAUAUGAAAGCUAAAUAUAACUGGAGUCAUGUUUCCGGAAGAGAUUAUUUUCACAUGUGUCUUAUUUAUGGAAUUUUUUUAAACCUUAUACUAGACACCAAAUUUCAUUUCU